Molecule: messenger RNA, 447 nt
Organism: Cyphellophora attinorum
Lineage: Eukaryota; Fungi; Ascomycota; Eurotiomycetes; Chaetothyriales; Cyphellophoraceae
Exons: 1
Coding region: 1-447 (148 amino acids)
Source: RefSeq, a predicted model, not a curated record
AUGCCUGCUGCACGCUUAGAUCUAAGAUCUGCGAAAGAAGUUGAAUGGGUGCUGCCAUAUGCCGCAGAAAUAACCUCCGACGAUCUCCAACGAGACAAAGCCAACGAGUUUCGCUUGUCUGUUGCCAUUUCAAAUAUAAGCCGCCACGUUGGGCGCCUAGUUGGGAGUGGUGAGCUCGAUGCCAGCGAUCUAGCAGCCAGCGAGUGUUUGUCAGCGAUAGCAAGAAAGAUCGCCGUGAACGUCACUGGCAGCGACGACGGUGACGACAUGUAUGCAUGGCUCUUCGGUGAGCCUGGCGCUGUUCCAAUGGUAGCCGAGCAUGCGAUUCGAGCAUUCAGAUUCGUCAUUGAGAACACACAGCACUACCGUACCACAGUAGUCGGGGCCGCCAACCUCGGUAGGUGGUUGAGCUUGCGCCAGGUCUUCUGGUUGUUGACUCUGAAAUGA